Cajanus cajan (pigeon pea) is the source of this 3009-nucleotide messenger RNA. The record is from RefSeq and is a predicted model, not a curated record. Lineage: Eukaryota; Viridiplantae; Streptophyta; Magnoliopsida; Fabales; Fabaceae.
GCGGCUACUGCUGAGUGCUGACGGAAGCUUUGUAGCAUCCAGAUCUUACAUUACAGCCGAAAGAAGUUUCCUUUUUUUCUCUCUCUCUCAGUCUCAGUCUCAGACACUCUUUCUCUCUCUUAUUUCGAGGACAGGAAUUCGCGACAUGAAUUGGCUGAAACAAAACCACAAUUCACCAUGAAAGCUCCUAACUUGAGCUUCUACAUCUACAUCGUCAUCGUUACACUCUCCCUAUCCAUCCCAGUCAACGCUGCAAAACAAGUCAAUGAAUCCGGCGCAAGAAGAAUCCUGCACCAGCCAUUAUUCCCGGCGAGUUCAGCGCCACCGCCAGCAGCCCUGUCUCCGCCUCCUCCGCCGGCGGAGACCCCUCCUACCCCCGACAACAUCCCCUUCUUCCACGAGUACCCGGGGGGGCCACCGCCGGAUCAGAACCAGAACCAGAACCAGGCAUCGGCGUCGAGUUCAAACAGCACAAUCGCCAACCCAACGGCCACGCAGCCGUCGAAAGGAACAAAAAACGUAGCAAUCGCGAUCUCCGUGGGAAUCGUGACGCUGGGAAUGCUCUCAGCGCUGGCGUUUUUCUUAUACAAACACAGAGCCAAACACCCCGCGGAGACGCAGAAGCUGGUUGGAGCGACUGGGAAUAGCAAUAACAAUAACAAUAACCCAAACAGGAAUAGCGAGGACGCAAACGCAAACGCAAACGCAGCGGCACCACCGUCGAGUUUUCUCUACAUUGGGACGGUGGAACCCACGCGCGCCUCGACCGCGUUCAGCGACUCGCGAGAAAAUAAUAAAGCCAACCGAUCGCCGUACCGGAAGCUGAAGCCAUCCGAUCGCUAUAGGCCGAGUCCCGAGUUGCAGCCAAUGCCGCCGUUGAGUAAGCCUCCCGACGGGAACUACCCGCCGGCGGUCUCCUCCGAAGAGUCCUCCGACGACGAGGAGACGACGGCGUUUCACUCGCCGCAGAACUCGUCGGUCGAUGGUUACUUCACGCCUGCCUCGCGUCAGAGCUCUCUCGUCAACGGAAGUCCCACACCGGUCGUUCCGUUCUCCAAGAGAACUUCGCCAAAGUCACGUUUUUCGGCUCCGUCGCCGGAGAUUAGACACGUCAUGAUUCCGUCGAUAAAGCAGCCUCAGCCUCAGCCUCAGCCUCGGCCUACGCCACCGUCUCCGCCACCUCAGCAUUUCCGAAAGCCGAAAUUCUCGGCGCCUCCCGCACCUCCGAAUUUGAAGCAACUUCAGUCAACAACCGACACUGCUCCGCAAGUGUCUAGGCCUUCACUUAUCCCUACUCCUCCUCCGCCUCCUCCGCCGCUGCGGAAACCUGGGUCACCGGCGGUUAGUGGUUCCUCUAAUUCUGCAUCCGUAAAGAGGCAGUCUUUGUCGCCGGUUCAGAGCAAUGGGUCGAAAAGUUCAGAGGUUGCUCAAAGUGUGAGCUUUUCCGAGAGGCUUGAAGCCAAUGAAGCGGAAGGAGCAAAACCCAAGUUAAAGGCUCUGCAUUGGGAUAAAGUGCGUGCGACCUCAGACCGUGCUACUGUGUGGGACCAGAUAAAAUCAAGCUCCUUUCAGUUGAAUGAGGACAUGAUGGAAUCGUUGUUUGGCUGCAAAGCCGUGAAUUCUGCCCCGAAGAAAGAAACUGCUAGAAAAUCAGUUCUUCCGUCCGUUGAUCAGGAGAAUAGGGUGUUAGACCCGAAGAAGUCACAGAACAUAGCUAUACUGCUCAGGGCUUUGAAUGUGACUAGAGAUGAGGUGUCGGAAGCGCUUUUAGAUGGGAAUCCUGAAGGUUUGGGCACUGAGUUAUUGGAAACCCUAGUAAAGAUGGCUCCUACUAAAGAGGAAGAGAUAAAACUUAAAAACUAUGAUGGUGACCUCUCAAAACUUGGAUCUGCGGAAAGAUUUCUUAAAGCGGUGCUUGAUAUUCCUUUUGCCUUUAAAAGAGUUGAAGCUAUGCUAUACCGAGCCAACUUUGAUUCAGAAAUUAACUACCUUAGGAAGUCUUUUCAAACCAUGGAGGCUGCAAGUGAGGAAUUAAGGAACAGCCGAUUAUUCCUCAAACUCCUUGAAGCUGUUCUAAGGACAGGAAACCGAAUGAAUGUCGGCACUAAUCGAGGGGACGCCAAAGCUUUCAAACUGGAUACACUCCUAAAACUUGUGGAUAUAAAGGGAACAGACGGAAAGACCACAUUGCUCCACUUUGUGGUCCAAGAGAUCAUUAGAUCUGAGGGUGCAGGAGCAGAGUCUGCAAAUGACAAUGUGAAAAUGGAUUCCAAAUUUAAUGAGGAUGAGUUUAAGAAGCAAGGGUUGCAGGUUGUGGCAGGACUCAGUAAAGAUCUUAGUAAUGUAAAAAAAGCAGCAGGGAUGGAUUCAGAUGUCUUGAGCAGCUAUCUUUCAAAGCUUGAAACAGGGCUUGAUAAGGUGCGAUUGGUUUUGCAAUAUGAGAAGCCAGAUAUGCAAGGCAAUUUCUUUAACUCCACAAAGUUAUUUCUGAAAUAUGCUGAAGAUGAAAUUGUAAGGAUCAAAGAGGAUGAGAGAAAAGCCUUGUUUCUUGUGAAAGAAGUUACAGAAUACUUUCAUGGGAAUGUAGCAAAGGAAGAAGCCCACCCUCUAAGAAUUUUCAUGAUUGUAAGAGACUUUUUGAAUAUUCUUGAUCUAGUGUGCAAAGAAGUGGAAAAGAUGCAUGAUAGAAUUGUUGGUGGUUCAGGUAGAUCCUUCCGACUAGCUCAAAAUGCAACUUUACCUGUUCUCAACAGGUACAAUCCAAAGCAGGAUAGAAGCUCAGAUGAGGAAAGUUCAUCCCCCUAGUACUGUGAAUACAAAACAAAACCUUAGUCUUUCAGAAUAACAGGGAAAGUAAAUGAAUGUUGUUGCAAAAUUUAGUUGAUAGCCAGCACUCCAGGAUUGGAUUCAUUGGGUUUAAUGCCAUUUCACUAGUAAUGGUGAAAGAAAGCCUUCCCUGAGACUGAACAUCAAACACUUCAAAUGCAUAGUGGGGACGGGGAUAAAAAA